Messenger RNA from Betta splendens (Siamese fighting fish), 759 nucleotides. It is a transcript of the gene mlana, whose product is annotated as melan-A. Bases 160 to 522 code for a protein of 120 amino acids. Lineage: Eukaryota; Metazoa; Chordata; Actinopteri; Anabantiformes; Osphronemidae. The transcript has 5 exons. The record is from RefSeq and is a predicted model, not a curated record. Gene Ontology annotation, cellular component: melanosome.
CCGCUUCAAUGGACUUAACCAUGAGCCUCUAACCCGUGACGGUCAUGAGGGUUUUCCAGCCCUCUCUGCUCUCAGGCAAACUGGGGCCAGAUAUCUGGGAGCUCCUUGGAAGAAGAAAGCGUCCCAACUAGAGGAACUGCCAACUGUCCGCUCAGCUUAAUGCGGUGCAAUCGUACAGGCGGGAUGCCUCGUGGAGAAUUCAACAUUUAUUUCGCCAGCAGCAGGCGAGGAUACGUGAGAGCUGAAGAGGCAGUGGGCAUCGCUCUGCUCGUGGUCAUUCUGGCAGCUCUCCUCAUCCUUGGCUGUUGGUACUUCAAGAAACGAAGUGGCUACAAAAUAAUCAGGACUCCCGGAUCAGGUUCAACAGCUUAUACAGGAGGCCGGUUCUCUGAGGCAGGACCUUCAGCCGAAAACAAGAUGGCUCUCACUGACUUUGGAAGCUUCCGACCUGUGGUACCCAACGCUCCGCCGGCUUAUGAGAAGAUUUCCUCAGGGCCACUGCCUCCUCCCUACUCGCCCUAAAGCACGCCUACAGGAGGCAAACAGAAAAUACUGAAGAGAAAUUCUAAACUUUGCUGAGGAAAUAUAAUCCUUAAAUCUUCAUAGUAGAUAUAUGACUAGGUGAAAUGUUUGCAAUAUCACAUUGUAAAAAUAUUCACAUUUAUUAUCAGUGUAUUGUAUAUAUACUGUAGAGUGUUUAAAUAAGCAAUAAAAAUUAUUUCACAAUAGCCUGCUUUUAAAUAAAGGAGCUGAAACAUA